CCACUCCGGAGCUGCCGGUGGCAUAUCGGGCUGCAUUCCUAGAAUUCUUCCGCCCGGGCGCCACAAUGAACAACUUCAGGUUCACCGAGCUGAGUGGAUUCCACUCGCGGUGUCCUCGGACUCCGAUGCCCACCCAGCCUCAAAAUAGAUCGCUGAGUACCCGCAAGCGCCCCUUUGAGGAGUAGAACGCAGAGAGUGUCAAAAAAAACCCUCAAGUCUGGAGAAGAAUGACCUUUCGAGGUAUAUGAAGUCUAUGGCCUGCCACAUGUUUUGGUCUCACUAACCUCUGCUGACUGAGAUGCAUGGCCCUGGGCCUGCAGGCAGUCCACUGAUCAUCAAACCUCUCAGCAUGCAUCAACUCUUCAGACUGGUCUUGGGACAAAAAGACCUUUCGCGAGCCGGAGACCUCUUCUCCUUAGAGGACUCUGAGAUUGAAGACAGCCUGACAGAAGCUUUGGAGCAAAUCAAAAUCAUUAGCUCAUCUUUAGAUUACCAAACCAAUAACAAUGACCAAGCAGUGGUUGAAAUCUGUAUCACACGAAUUACAACAGCCAUCAGAGAGACAGAGUCGAUUGAAAAGCAUGCAAAGGCCCUUGUGGGGCUCUGGGACUCCUGCUUGGAACACAACCUGAGGCCCUCUGGGAAAGAUGAAGACACUCCCCAUGCAAAAAUCGCAUCUGAUAUCAUGAGUUGCAUUUUACAGAAUUACAACCGACCCCCUGUGAUGGCAUUAGCCAUCCCCAUAGCAGUGAAAUUCCUCCACAGAGGCAACAAGGAACUGUGCCGGAAUAUGUCCAACUACCUGUCCCUGGCUGCAAUUACCAAGGCGGACCUCCUGGCUGAUCACACAGAGGUUAUAGUAAAGAGCAUACUCCAAGGUAAUGCCAUGUUGUUGAGGGUUUUACCUGCUGUGUAUGAAAAGCAGCCUCAACCAAUUAACAGACACCUCACAGAACUCCUAGGCUUGAUGUCUCAACUGGAACAACCAGAACAGUACCAUCUUCUACGGCUUUUGCAUGUAGCUGCAAAGAGGAAGCAACUGGAGGUGGUUCAGAAGUGUAUUCCUUUCCUAAUUGGGCAAUUGAAGGAUUCCACCCAUAACGACAUCAUCCUAAGCAUUCUCAUAGAGAUUGCAGGCUACAAGCCAAUGGCUUUGAACAGUUUUCUUCCAAUGCUGAAAGAGAUUGCUGAGAGAUCCCCCUACCUCAUUGGACAAAUGGCGAGAAUCUACGGGGCUGUUGGACACGUGGAUGAAGAGAGAGCCAGGAGCUGCCUGCCAUUCCUGGUGAGUCAGCUGGCCAGCAUGGAGCACUCAUUUCAUCAUAUUCUCCUGCUGGAGAUCAAGAGCAUCACGGACACCUUCUCCUCCAUCCUGGGCCCACAGAGCAGAGACAUCUUCCGCAUGAGCAACAGCUUCACUGCCAUUUCCAAGCUCCUUACCCGACAACUGGAAAUCACCAAGGCCAGAAAUGACAGGAGAAAACCCAGCACUGAAAUUGAAUUUCUUGAGAAGCUGGAAGAAACCAAGCUCACUGUAGAUGAAAAUGAGGACCAUGAAGAGCUCCAAGUUAAAAUACAAGCUUUUGAAGACAAAAUAAAUGCUGAGGGCAACACCCCUGGCUCUCUCAGAAGAUAUAGUUUGGAUCAAGUUUCUAAGGAAGAAAGAAAAGGCAUUAGAUUUAAUAGGUCAAAGAGUUUGGCUUUGCACACUGUGCUAACAAACUCCUUGAGUGCAGAGGAUGGGGAAGCUAUAGAGAGCAAAGAUACGCCAGCCAGCAUCUCUCUUUCAGAAAUAGAUCCACUUGGCCAAGGACAUGAGAGGUCACCCUUUAAGGUAGACACUGAUGGAUCACAGCUAGCAAAUUCUUCAGUUUCACACCAAAGUAUUAUACAUGUAGCAUCUGAGAAUUUGCCAGAAGCCAUUAAAAAGAACUAUCAGGAAGAAACUCCAGAGACAACCACGAGUCCUGUAGAAUACCGUGAUAAACUCUACUUGCACUUAAAGGAGAACUUCAGUAAAGUGAAAGCAUAUGCUGUAGAAAUGGUAAAGAAGAUUCCAGUCCCUGACCAGUGUACCAUUGAAGAUUCUGUUAGAAGUUGUGUAGCAAAGCUGUUCUUCACUUGUUCCCUGAAGGGUCAUUACUGCCUCUACAGUAAAUCCAGUUUUAUUCUCAUCAGUCAAGAACCUCAGCCAUGGAUCCAAAUCAUGUUCCUGUUUCAGCAGAGCCUGUUUCCUGAGCCGCUGUCCAUUCAGAGUCAUUCUGUACAAUUCCUCAGAGCUCUAUGGGAGAAGACUCAGGCAGGGGGUGCUCACAGCUUUGAAACAGCCAUGAUAGAGUCCACAUUCCCACAGCAGAAGGAUCUGGACCAGGUUCAGCUCCAUCUGGAAGAAGUGAGGUUCUUCGACGUGUUUGGCUUCAGUGAAGCAGCAGGAGCGUGGCAGUGCUUCAUGUGCAACAACCCUGAGAGAGCAACCGUUAUAAAUCAAGAUGGCCAGCCCCUCAUAGAAGGAAAACUUAAAGAGAAGCAAGUCAGAUGGAAGUUCAUCAAAAGGUGGAAAACCCGUUAUUUUACACUGGCUGGAAAUCAACUUCUGUUUCAAAAAGGAAAAUCUAAAGAUGAUCCUGACGACUCCCCAAUAGAACUCAGCAAAGUACAGAGUGUGAAAGUUGUGGCCAAGAAACGCAGGGAUCGCUCUCUCCCCCGGGCUUUCGAAAUUUUCACAGACAAUAAAACCUAUGUUUUCAAGGCCAAGAAUGAGAAGAAUGCAGAAGAGUGGCUCCAGUGCAUCAAUGUGGCAGUUGCCCAAGCAAAAGAGAGGGAAAGUAGAGAAGUAACCACGUAUCUCUAGGGAUUUGCAAGCCAAUCUCAUACCAGUUGUAUACAACGGGCAUGGCACUAUCAUUGCCAAUGUCAAGAAAAGGAAAUAAAUUCACCAAGUCAUGCUGUCUUUUACUAAACACCAAUGGAAAAGUUUUCUCCGGGAAGCAAGACUAAAAGUGGCAGGAUCCUGGUACAUUUCAGAUCCAUAUGGCAUUGGCAUUAACUCCAGAUCCAUAUGGCAUUGGCAUUAACUCCAGCUUUGUGAGGCAUAUAAGAAAAGGAGUUAUGGAUGAUAUGGAGCCAGAAAGGGGAGAGAAGGGAUCUAGAAACUUCUGUACCUAUGGCAUUGUACAUUAUAAGAAAACAACUUUAAAAGAUACCUGAACUGCCUGUCCUAAGGAAAUAUUAGGCAAUUCUGAUGAUAAGUAGUCAAUAGUAUUAAAAGGAAAAAACCUACAAGGAAAAGUCAAAUUGAAGAACACUGAAGAAACCAUACAACUUACUUACAGACAUAUAAUUACAUUUAUCCUAUCCUAAUGCAAAGGAGGCUACACUUGGUAAAAUGGUUCUCAAAUUAAGCCAAUUAUGUAAUUAAAUAUCUGUCUUUGAUAACUCCUUAUCUGAUUAUUCCUUUUAGGUUCAUAUAAUAUGAUCUAAAGUUUAGUUACUUGGCUAUAUCUCCUGCCAAGGCAGUAAGUGUAAGCUAGGAUUAAACACAGAAGACCAUUUUCCCCAUCUUCAAAACUUAUGCCAUUUCUGUUAAAAUUUGAGAUUUUAAAGUUCUAUACUUUCUUUCUUUUCAUUCAAUAUUUUAAUACCUCAAAAUUAUAAACAUGUAUGUGUUUUUGCCAUUACCCAUAAUUUAAAAAAUUAAAUCAUGGUAGGCAGAAUUCUAGAAUGCCUUUCAUGACCCAAACCCGGGUAAAAUCUCUUCCCCUGAGUGUGGUGGGACCUACAGCUUCUAACUAAUAGAAUAUGGCAAACAGGACAGGAUAGUCUCUCCCAUGAUUAUGUUACAUUACAUGGCAAAGGAGGGAAAUGUUUCAGAUGUAAUGAAGGUCCUUAAUCAGCUGACUGAGUUAACUGAGAGGAUGUGGUCUUGGGUAGGCCUGGCCUAAUCAGAUGAGCCCUUUGAAAUGGUGAACAAGUCAGAGACUCUCUCUCUCCCGCUGAUCUUGAAUAAGCUGCCAUGAGUUCUACAGCUUCAUGGACAUGAAUUUUGCCACAAGCAGUGUAAGCAGCUUGGAAAAGGAUCCUGAGCCUCAGAUAAGAGCCCAUUCUCCACCAACACCUUGAUUGCAAUUAUGCGAAACCUUAAGCAGAAAACCCAGCUAUACCAUGCUUGGACUCCUGAUCCAUGGAAGCUUUUUGAUAAUAAAUAUGUGUUGUUUUAAACUA
Molecule: messenger RNA, 4221 nt
Organism: Bubalus bubalis (water buffalo)
Lineage: Eukaryota; Metazoa; Chordata; Mammalia; Artiodactyla; Bovidae
Gene: VEPH1
Product: ventricular zone expressed PH domain containing 1
Exons: 14
Coding region: 299-2851 (850 amino acids)
Biological process (GO): regulation of signal transduction
Cellular component (GO): plasma membrane
Molecular function (GO): phosphatidylinositol-5-phosphate binding
Source: RefSeq, a predicted model, not a curated record